AGUCUUUUUGAACGCGCGUUUGGAUGCGGAAAAAACGGAAAAAUGUCGAAUUUAAGCGUUUGCCGGCUGUGCUUAAGAGAAGAAGAGCUCAAUCAACUCAAACAGGAUGACGAGAACAUUCUGCAGAUGAUCCAGCUGCUCAUAUCGUUACACAUAUGGGACGAUUCCGAGACGUUAACCCUUUUCCUGUGCGUACACUGUGAAACGCUGUUGAACCAAUUCCAGCUGUAUCGUGAAGAGUGCAUCAAUAACGACAAGAUAUUUCGACAACGGCUGGCGGAAGACGCCGAACGGAGAGCGAAAUCGGACGAAUACGAAAGCAGCCAACAAAAACUGGACGAAAUCGAAGUGGAUGGCACGAGACUGGCUGUGAUAUUUGAAGAUGAAGAGCCACAAAUGGUGACAAGGCAGCGACGAACGGUACAGAAAUCCGCCAAACCCCCCGAGGUUCCGAGAGGAAAAGAAGCGCAGCCUCACGAGAAGCAAACAAAGACGAAAGAAGGCCAGCAUCAAGCGCAACGGUUGGUGCCAUGUAAGCAGUGCGGAAAGAUGAUCGUCCGUAGCAAUAUGCACAAGCACCUGGCAACGCAUAAUCCGGAUCGGCCGCAGAAGAGUUGCUCGCACUGUGGCAAGAUGUUCAGGGAUUCGCAGCUUCUAAACGUACACAUCAACAGCCACCACACGUUCGAGAGGAAGUACGUAUGCGAUGAGUGCGGCGCAGUGUACUUACGACCCAACUCGCUUCGGGAGCAUAAGCUGGCGAAACAUUCUUCCGAGGCACGGUACGAGUGCAAGGAGUGUGGCAUGAGGUUUUCCAAUUUCUCCAAAAAGAGUCACCAUUACAUAGCGAUGCACACAGACGUGAAACCAUUUGCCUGCCAGUACUGCGAUAAAGCCUUCAAGUUUAAGUGCGAUCUGACGAUUCACACUCGAGUCCACACCGGCGAGAAACCGUUCAAAUGCGAUAUCUGCGGGAAAUCCUUCAGCAAGAGCUACAACGUCGUUAUUCAUAAGAAAUCUCAUCGAAAUGUUGAUUAGAUAAAAUAAAUUCUAAAAUAGAAAAAGGAAAAACGAAAAUCGCUGUUCCGAA
Anopheles darlingi is the source of this 1090-nucleotide messenger RNA. Its product is annotated as zinc finger protein 239-like. NCBI's taxonomy places the organism in Eukaryota, Metazoa, Arthropoda, Insecta, Diptera, Culicidae. The record is from RefSeq and is a predicted model, not a curated record. Gene Ontology annotation, biological process: regulation of transcription by RNA polymerase II. Bases 43 to 1038 code for a protein of 331 amino acids. Gene Ontology annotation, molecular function: DNA-binding transcription factor activity, RNA polymerase II-specific; RNA polymerase II transcription regulatory region sequence-specific DNA binding; zinc ion binding. The transcript has 3 exons. Gene Ontology annotation, cellular component: nucleus.